This is a messenger RNA of Bolinopsis microptera, 846 nucleotides long. RefSeq lists its product as uncharacterized. Bases 1 to 846 code for a protein of 281 amino acids. The transcript is spliced from 2 exons. The record is from RefSeq and is a predicted model, not a curated record. NCBI's taxonomy places the organism in Eukaryota, Metazoa, Ctenophora, Tentaculata, Lobata, Bolinopsidae.
AUGGCAAGAGUCAUCAAAAAUAUCUCCUUCCUGUCCCUCAUUGUCAUCCUACUAGCUUGUUUAGACGUUAUCGAGGGAUAUCUUACAACGACUACGGAAUCAUCAUCAAGCAGUUAUACAACACCCUACUCAACCACAACUACAAGCAGUCCUUCCCCUGAAUCAAGUCAAACAACAUCUACAUCAGCAUCAUCGUGCAGUUAUACCACACCCUACUCAACCACAACUACAAGCAGUCCUUCCCCUGAAUCAAGUCAAACAACAUCUACAUCAACACCAUCAAGCAGUUAUACCACACCCUACUCAACCACAACUACAAGCAGUCCUUCCCCUGAAUCAAGUCAAACAACAUCUACAUCAACACCAUCAAGCAGUUAUACCACACCCUACUCAACCACAACUACCAGCAGUACUUCCCCUGAAUCAAGUCAAACAACAUCUACAUCAACACCAUCAAGCAGUUAUACCACACCCUACUCAACCACAACUACAAGCAGUCCUUCCCCUGAAUCAAGUCAAACAACAUCUACAUCAACAUCAUCAAGCAGUUAUACCACACCCUACUCAACCAAAACUACAAGCAGUCCUUCCCCUGAAUCAAGUCAAACAACAUCUACAUCAACACCAUCAAGCAGUUAUACCACACCCUACUCAACCACAACUACAAGCAGUCCUUCCCCUGAAUCAAGUCAAACAACAUCUACAUCAGCACCAUCAAGCAGUUAUACCACACCCUACUCAACCACAACUACAAGCAGUCCUUCCCCUGAAUCAAGUCAAACAAUAAGUCCAGGUUUUCUUACAGUUUAUAUCUUGAAUUUCCUGAAAGAAUGCAUGAUGAAUUGA